This is a messenger RNA of Puccinia triticina, 837 nucleotides long. RefSeq lists its product as uncharacterized. Gene Ontology annotation, biological process: folic acid metabolic process; L-serine catabolic process; tetrahydrofolate interconversion. The transcript has 5 exons. NCBI's taxonomy places the organism in Eukaryota, Fungi, Basidiomycota, Pucciniomycetes, Pucciniales, Pucciniaceae. Gene Ontology annotation, cellular component: cytoplasm. The record is from RefSeq and is a predicted model, not a curated record. The coding region runs from base 1 to 837 and encodes 278 amino acids. Gene Ontology annotation, molecular function: zinc ion binding; serine binding; cobalt ion binding.
AUGGUCAACAGUCUUCUAUCGAGUGCCUCCUCGCUCCGCCGAGCCCUGCUCACCACUCCCACCAAGAGCAGCCUCUCGACCAGGUCCAGCAUCCCCCUCCCCCGUCUUUCUUACCCUGCUCGAUCGGCACCCAGCUCCGUCCAGAAGAUGUCCGUCUCAACGAAGCCUUACAACCAGGGCUUGUACACCCCUCUGGCCGAAUACGAUCCCGAGGUCCAGAAGAUCAUCGAAGAUGAGACUUACCGUCAGUACUCCGGCUUGGAGCUCAUCGCUUCCGAAAAUCUGACUUCCCUGGCAGUCAUGCAAGCCAACGGCUCGAUCCUCACCAACAAAUACUCCGAAGGCUUGCCCGGUGCUCGAUACUACGGCGGAAACGAGCACAUCGACAAGCUGGAGAUUCUAUGCCAACAGCGGGCCUUGAAAGCCUUCAGAUUGGAUCCCAAAGUCUGGGGCGUCAAUGUCCAACCUUACUCUGGAUCGACUGCCAACUUUGCGACGUUCACCGCAUUAAUCGAGCCCCAGGACCGCAUCAUGGGUCUCGGCUUACCAGACGGAGGCCACUUGACCCACGGCUUCUACACCGCCAAACGGAAGAUCUCAGCCUCCUCGAUCUACUUCCAAUCCUUCCCAUACAACAUCAACCCGGAGAGCAAGCUGAUCGACUACGAGUACCUCGAGCAGACCGCCAAGGACUUCCUCGCCCGGGCCACGUCCGGAGACGGCCGCGGUAAAGAGCUCCUCGACCAGUUGCAUGCCGAUGUCGGCGUCUUCAGUCGCAGGUUCGGCCUCCCCGGCGUCGACGUUAAUUCGAUCAAAGAACCUGCCCAGCAAUCUUGA